Boleophthalmus pectinirostris (great blue-spotted mudskipper) is the source of this 1415-nucleotide messenger RNA. Its product is annotated as heme-binding protein 1. The coding region runs from base 209 to 784 and encodes 191 amino acids. Lineage: Eukaryota; Metazoa; Chordata; Actinopteri; Gobiiformes; Gobiidae. The transcript has 4 exons. The record is from RefSeq and is a predicted model, not a curated record.
CGAGGAGCAAGGACCUGAAACUUCUGACUCUGAAUAGGUGACAAAUGACAUUUUGUGAAGCUUGUUUAAUUUUAACUGGACUGUUUUCUGAGUGAGUAGGAGGUUAAGAAUUUGAGCUCAUAGAAGGGACGGUUAAUCAAAUAUAGGCAAAGACGGAGAAAGCAGCCCAUCCGUUCGGUGAGAGGAGAGGUGACUUCGCCGCAAUAAAAUGUUUGGAAUGAUCAAGAACACGCUCUUUGGAGUCACAGAGGAGACGGAAUAUAAACUGUUGAGCAGCGAGACCAAGGAUGGUGUAAGCUUCGAGACAAGACGAUACGAUGCUUCUAAAUAUGCAGUUGUGUCUUCUGAGGGUCGAACCUUUGACCAGGUUAGUGGAGAGCUGGUGAGGAAGCUGCUCAUGUACAUUGGUGGAAGCAAUGAGCCAGCUGAGGCCAUGGGUACAGCCACUCCUAUCAUCAUCACCGUGUACCCAAGAAACGAUGGAGUUCUAUCCCGGCGUUUGGUGGCAGGCAUUCGUGUCCCGACAAUGUACCAGCAGGCCCCGCCUCCUCCCACAGACACCUCCAUCCGCAUCGAGGAGCGACCAGGAAUGACUGUUUAUGCUUUACAAUUUGGGGGCUUUGCUGGAGAGACUGAGUACCGGGCAGAGGCCUUGCGUUUGACACGUACUUUGGGUGAAACAGCACCCUUCCAACGUAAGCAAUACUUCUGCUGCAGCUUUGACCCACCCCUGAAGCCUUAUGGACGCCGCAAUGAGGUCUGGUUUCUCCAAGAGGAGCCGUAGGGACUCAGAUAAAAUCCACAACUCAAUGUGGCUUCACAGAACUCCCCAUAGGCUGAACUAUGAUCCAUGUAGCCUACUUUCUCUUCUAUGUUAUCUGUAUGUAAUCUAUGUUUCUAUAUGUUUAUAAAGGUUUUUGGGUUUUUGCACAUGAUGUUAAGUUUACAAAGUGGGGUAGCUGAGAUGUAAUGAUUGCUGUGAAGUAGCUGCAUAACCAGUUUGAGAAGAGCACAGGAAAUAUAUAGGAGCUGAGCCAUAAAAUGUAAGUAAUCUUUAUCAACAAGUGGAUUUGGGCAGUGUUGUUUUAAACUGUGAAAUACUUUUUUGACAAAAUCAUUUGUGUAGCCUUUGUGUGUACAGUGGUCUGUGUUAAAUGCAUGAUGACGCCAUUUUGAUUUAUCUUUGAUUAAUGGUGUUUAUGAAAGAGCUCUGUUAUUAUUUUAAUCAUAUAUUAAAAUAAUAUAUUUGUGGUUUCUGUGGUGUAUAUUUUUUGUACUUCAGGGAAAUAUUAUUUAAUUAAAGGGGAAACACUAUGUAUUAUUCAUUUUUAACCAUGAUGUUACAAUAGCGUUCUUUGUCACUAUCUUACUGAUGAGUUGUUUUUCCAUUUAUUCAUUAAAGGCGCACUAUGUAA